GAUAGUUGACAUGUUGUCAAUACAAUCCAAACUCAUUGUUUUGUUAAACGAAAAUUGAGAAUAUUUUUGUAAUAAAUGCUUUAUAGUUUGUGCUGUGCACAGUAAAUGCAUAUAUAACAAUAACUUUUACUAAAUCAUUUGACUUCAUAAUGGUAUAACUGUCAAAAAUACCAUGAAAAUCAUAAUUUCGUAACUAUGGAAGUGUUGUUUAUAGCUUAAGCGAAUCGAAUGCAUAAUGGAUAGGAACAAAAGGCAAAGAGGUGUAUAUGUUACAGCAAGACAGAAGAAGAAGCUAAUAGAGUUAAUGGCGAAACAUCCCGAGUUGAUAUCAUGCAGAGUAACACAGGACUUCAACUAUAGAGAUUCUCAACAACUUUGGCACUCCAUCGCGAACGAAUGUAAUUCUAUACCCGGCGCGAAGAAAUCUUGGAGGCAAUGGAGAAAAACUUGGCAGGACUUACGUUCAAAAACAAAGAAACGGCAGGCUGAAACAAAUGGUGAGCUACCAAAUUCAGUGGUGAUGCUCACACCAGCGGAGCAGGAAGCUUUGGGCCUUAAGAAUGUAUCCUCAACCACAAAUCAAACAACAGAGUUUAUACCUCUUGAAGACCAAAAUGAUCAGGACAGUUUUGGUAACAUAGUAGAAUCUAAUCCUUCAUACAGUGAUGCUGAAUCUUUUCCUGAAGAAAAAGUAUUCACUAACCCCGACCCCCCAGAAGUUAAGAUGAAAAAACAUAAAAAUAAUACAAAACUGAACUCCAAGCACACAACCACUUGUGCUUUCAAUUGUGAUAUGUUAGCUGUACAGGAACAACGAAAAAUACAAAUCAAAGAGGAUUAUUUAAAUUUUAAAAAGGAUUAUUUGAGGCAGAAAUUGAAAUUGUUAAAGGAGCAGACUGAGGCUCUGAAAAGUAUUGCUAAAGAACUCUGUGUAAAUAAGUAGAUUUUGUAGUAUUUUGUACCAGAUGGUAUGUUUGUAAAGGUUAGAGCUCAUAGAAACUUGAAUAGACUGCUUGGGAAUUAAGCAGAUGAUUAUAAUAAGCCAUAACAUAUUUCUAUGAAUAUUAUAACAAUGUGCAAAUAUUUUAAUUAAUGUGAUAAACUUAUUGUUUAACAUUUUUAGAUACUAGUCACAGGAUAAGAGCAGAUUUUCGUACAAUUAUUGUAAGAUAUUAUUUCUCUAUUCAUUCAAUCUGAGGAUUUAAAACAUUGGUAUGUAGAUUGGAUAACAAUUUUCUAAUUGAAUAUAGUUCAUGAAUACUACUUAAGUUGUAGACAGAAACCUGUGUUAUUAAAAUGUUUGGAUUGUAUAAAAUUGUAAUCGAAUUUAAGAUUUUAAGAAUGAUAAUC
Helicoverpa armigera (cotton bollworm) is the source of this 1350-nucleotide messenger RNA. RefSeq names its product myb/SANT-like DNA-binding domain-containing protein 3. The transcript has 2 exons. The coding region runs from base 236 to 943 and encodes 235 amino acids. The record is from RefSeq and is a predicted model, not a curated record. NCBI's taxonomy places the organism in Eukaryota, Metazoa, Arthropoda, Insecta, Lepidoptera, Noctuidae.